Molecule: messenger RNA, 3831 nt
Organism: Diplodia corticola
Lineage: Eukaryota; Fungi; Ascomycota; Dothideomycetes; Botryosphaeriales; Botryosphaeriaceae
Product: inner centromere protein
Exons: 4
Coding region: 1-3831 (1276 amino acids)
Source: RefSeq, a predicted model, not a curated record
AUGGCUGCCUCGCGCAAUAAGGCCCCCGUCGGCUCUGCGCCAUGGAUCCUCGCCGAGCGCCACCAAGCUGCUCAAUUCGCCGAGCAGGAGGUCGAAGAGUUCUCGUUUUCCGUGCGCAACGAGAUGGAAUGGCUGAACGAGCACAUGGCCGAAAUCUUUGGCCGUCCCGAGCUCAACAUUACCGAUACGUUCAAGACGCCGGGUAAGCUGCGCGGGAAGACGCCGCGCACAGCUCGCAAGCGCAAUCCCUUGGAAACACGCGCCCCGCUUACGGAUAUUUUCGCCCCCAAUCCUGCAAAUGCCCCCAGUCCGACGCGCGAAACCAGCUUCUACAAGCAGAUCGAACAGAUCCAGAUUGCCGAGGACCCCGAAGACGCUGACAUGGCCGCCCCGAUACAAUCCAUCGAAGACGCUGAUCAAACGUCCAACGCCAUCCCCCAGGGAGAUUCAGGUUAUCAUGGAAUGACUGAAGAUGAGAUGGAGGUCGAUGAGGACGAGUCGGUCGCCAGGUUGUCGCCUCGGAAAGAGAGUUCGGUGAAGCCGAUACAAUCCCCGUCUCCUAGGCCACAGGAGCCCCUCAGGAAGUCUGCAUCCUUCCUUUCGGCAAAGGAGGACUUUGAGCACCAAACCUCAUCACACAUCGAAAUCCAUGAAGAUGAAGGUGGCAGUGCUGCGGACAACCAGAUUACCAUCCACGAAGACGAAAUGGAUCUGGUCCCCACCCAGCCCGAUGGGUCGCAAAUUACCCGGGAAAACGCUCCCUCCAGGCCCUCGCAAUUCAGUGUCGGUAAUCAGACUGCAUCCGCUCUCAACUCCCUUCUCGACGGCGCCGAUAAUACACAGGACCAGCAAGACGAGAAGGAGCAGGAGCAGGAGCAGGAGGACGAUGAUGGCGCUAGAACUCCCUCCGACGGCUCCAGUCCAGCAAAGCCGCCUUUGCGCAAGAUUAGCCUUACUUUCUCUUCUCUUCCCGCACGCGAGCCUCUUGCUGGCAAGAAGAGUAUGGGCAGCAGAGUCUCGCGAACCAGCCAUCUCGAUCAGUACAAGGCUCGUAGCAGCCACUUUGGCAGGUUCACCGGCGGUAAAAGUCUUGGUGGAGGCCAGGCCAUUCCCAGGGCCGAUGAUGAUGACCAAGAGGUAGGCAGCUCUGAUGGUGAAGAUGAAAAUGCGGGAACCCACGGAAAGACGUCUACACAGCGCCUCCAUGAACGCAUCAAUAUGCUAGCCAAGUCUCAAGAACCGAGGACGUCAAAAUCAAUCCCUGGAUCUGUAUCUCAGGAGCCGAACUAUCCACUACUCCCCACAGAGAGCGACGAACCGACUGCAGCACACGAAGGGCUUUCGGAGCCUGAAGAACCUGCAGAAGCACCAAAAGCACCCAGCCCAGUGCCUAAUAUUCAGGAUGCGGAGGACGACGACGAUGAUUGGAUUGCCCCGGUCACUACUAAGCCGCUUCCUUCAGCUCCAGCUCUGCCGGCUCACAUGAAGAGUGGCUCUGUUGACAUCAUGGAAAAUGUCAGCGGAAAAUCUUCGAUCGGAGGCCUUGAUGUGGAGAUGGAAGAGCAUCGUCCGGAAAUGCAAUCCCCGGCUAGACGUGGCCUCGGCCACCUAAAGUCUGCCUCUGUUCCAAAUUUUGAAUCGCCUGCGAAGAGUGCAGCAAAGACACCCGAAUCUUCACUCAAGAAGACAAUCUCUAUCGGUGAUCUUGAGCAAUUACAGGAUGUGGAGUCCAGUACUCCAGCAGGGUCGCCAUCUAAGAUGGACGAUGAACCGCUGAGUGCCUCGAAAACCAAGUUCUUCUCCGUUCUGAAGUCCGCGAAGAGUAUCUUCGCUAGCAGUGCUGGUGUAAGUGCUCAGGCUAAGCUGGAAGCUCUAUCCCCCUCUUCAGCGGGGCUACGAGAGAGACAUGGCAGGGAGCAGGUCUCGACCUCUCCAAGACCGGAUCUCUCAUCCAUUUUCGAUAAGCCUAUCAACCCGGCAAGCCCCGCAAGACGUCCCGCAACUGCCACCGGCACUCCCGUCCGGACAACGCGUGCCUCUCUCGAGCGGAGUCGUAGAGAGAGGGAAAUGGAGGCAGAAAUGGAACGGGAAGAAGCCUUGCAGAACGCCAGAGAGGAAGACGAGGAAGACGAGGAGGAUGAGGAGGAGGAGGAAGAGCCUAUGGCUGUGAGGCAGGAGAAAUCGGCCAAAGGUGUCCCGACUACGCGCGUCGGUGCUGCCUCUCGUGCUGAGACUGUGUCGUCAAGAGAUGACGACUACACUUCUGCUGACGAUGCGCCCAAACCUGGCCCUUCUAGGCCACAGCGCGGCCCCCCCAAGAUGAGGGAGCCAAAGAGCCGAUUACUCAAGCCCACUGCAAGCAAAGAGAGUCUUUCCAAGCCGAGGCACAUCAAGGUCGGCCUUGGGUCCCAGAGGUCGCAUCCGACGAAUGCGGACUUGUCGAAAUCUCUUCGCGGCACUCUUCCUGGUGUCGCGAAAACGCCCGCUGCGAGGAACCCCGUCGAUUCUGCCAACAGCUCUUUCGCUAAGACCACCGGUCCAUCUGGUGCGCCAGUUACCAAGCCAACGUCUCUUGCUUUGGCAGCGAAGAACAGAGAAAGAGAGGAACGAGACGCUCAGCGUAAGGCUGAGAAGAAACGAGCAAUUGAGCAGCAGCGAGCGGAGAAAGCCGCCAAGGCCGAAGAAGAACGCCGAAAGGCCGACGAGGAUCGUAGAGCCGAGGCGCAAAAGAAAGCCGCGGAGCAACAGCGAGCGCAAGAAGCCAAGAGAGCAGCCAGCAGGCAGGCGUUGGCUGCUGAGGCCAAGAAGCAGGAACAGCUACGGGCCCAGGCGACUAGCAAGCAGACGAAGGAUUUGGCACAAGCUCUUUCAAAGGAAAAGGCAGCAACUAUCCAUGGCCACCCUCGUGGCGACCUGGGUGGCGCGCGACCAAUCUCUCGAGUUAACACUGUCCUGAACAUUCCUCCUGCCAACCCGGCCAAACCACCGAAGCGUUUCCACACCGAUGAGGAGCCUGCGUCACGCCCACAGGGGCAGCGGAAUGCCCCCACUUUCCAGCAAUUGAACGCCAAGCGUCGGAAGACUCUCUCAGAUGACGAAGAGGAGGAGCCUACUGAUGCCCGACGGUCCAUGAUGGCACCGCCGAUCCGGCAGUCCAAUGUGCGCAAGUUUUACCCGGAGCGCGAACGUCUCAUGUCGGUCAUCGACAAGGCCAAGGAGCCGAACAAAUUUGCCCAUGGUUACAAGCCGGCAGCUACUGCUGGUCCUUCGUCCCACGCGCAAUCCAUGUUCAAGCAAACCGUCAAGACGCAGCACCAACUGCAACACAACAAACAUGGUGGCCAUCCCAACGACAUGGCCACCAUCUCAAAAGCGAAGAUUCCAUUCGCUGACGCAUCGGGUCCGUCAGCCGCUGCCGGCCCCUCCUCAGGCGUGUUCAAGACACCUGCGCGUACCACAACCGUUCGUCUUGCUUCACCGCACUUCCCUACACCCGAACUACCGGAAAUCGCCACCGAUUCGGAAGAUGAUGAUUCGGACUCGGAGGCGGCGAACUUCCAGGCUCCAUCGUGGGUCAACUCCCCUGCCCUGCGCGAGCUACUCACCCAGCAACAGCUGGUCGACCCAAUGGAGGUUUUUGGACCCAUUGCGCCUCUGCAGAUGGAAGAGAUUUUCAAGAACAAGGACAGGCACAAGAGGUUCAGGGAGAGAACGAGUAGUGCUUACUGGGCUAAAGACAAGCUGACCGAGGAAGAGAGAAAGAAGGACAUGGAGGGUCGCGAAAAGUUGAUGAGAGACGGCGGGUGGACAUACGAGAACACCGGUUCCUAG